This is a messenger RNA of Hermetia illucens (black soldier fly), 906 nucleotides long. RefSeq names its product antigen 5 like allergen Cul n 1-like. NCBI's taxonomy places the organism in Eukaryota, Metazoa, Arthropoda, Insecta, Diptera, Stratiomyidae. The transcript has 4 exons. The record is from RefSeq and is a predicted model, not a curated record. The coding region runs from base 51 to 830 and encodes 259 amino acids.
AAACGCUCCUGUCUCCAAAGGUGUCCCACUCAGUGAAGAAGUUGUUUAACAUGAAAAAAUCGGGAUGGAAACUAGCGUUUGCGUUGUAUUCCUUCACUAUCUUGGUGCAAGUACAAUCGUCAACUGAUUACUGUGAAAUUUGUGAAAAUCACAUUGCCUGCGGAAAUGAUGGAUCCUUCAGCCCAUCGUGUGAUGCGGGACGUAAAAUAAUUAACUUAGAUCGCUUCAAGGGUCUAAUUGUUCACAAACAUAACAAGUACCGGAACAAAUUCGCGAAGGGGGCAAUGAAGUUCAAACCAGCUGCUCGUAUGGCGACAAUGCAAUGGGAUGACGAACUAGCAGAAUUGGCCGAGCUGAAUGUCAAGCGGUGCGAAAUGGCCCAUGACGAAUGCCGUAACACGGAACGCUUUUCAAUGUCCGGUCAAAAUUUGGCAUGGAGUUGGACUUCGGGAUCCCUGAGUGCAAAAAAAGCCAUUAAGCAUGGUAUUAAAGAUUGGUUUCACGAGUAUAAAGACGCUAAUCAAAGAAAUUUAGAUAAGUUGAGAUUUGACGGACCUGUCAUUGGACACUUCACCGUUAUGGUAAAUGAUCUCAACACACAUGUAGGCUGCGCACUGCUGAUACAACCCAAAGAUGGUGGCAAGGAGUCAUUUUUUGCCUGUAAUUAUGCUCAAACUAAUAUUCUAAACAGACCAUUAUAUAUCAAAGGACGACCGGCGUCGAAAUGCAUUAAAGGCAAAAAUAGAAAAUACCCAGCCUUGUGUGACGUUUCGGAGCCCAUUGAUCCUAAUGAGCCACACAAACUAAAGAGGAGGAGGGAGAGAUGGUAAAUUGAGGGCAAUAGUUCUUCUAGGACGCGGUGCAACUUCCCCUCACACUACAUAUAAAUAAAUAGUUACAAAGAUU